AUGGGGAACCUGGGCCAUUCCGCCCACCUCCCCAUUCCCCCCUCGCUUCCUCCUUCGGGCCAUCCAGCCCCCCUCCCCCUUCCCCCUCGCUUCCUCCCCCUAAGGGCCAUCCAGCCCACCUCCCCCUUCCCCCUCGCUUCCUCCUCCUUCGGGCCAUCCAGCCCACCUCCCCCUUCCCCCUCGCUUCCUCCUCCUUCGGGCCAUCCAGCCCACCUCCCCCUUCCCCCUCGCUUCCUCCUCCUUCGGGCCAUCCAGCCCACCUCCCCCUUCCCCCUCGCUUCCUCCUCCUUCGGGCCAUCCAGCCCACCUCCCCCUUCCCCCUCGCUUCCUCCUCCUUCGGGCCAUCCAGCCCACCUCCCCCUUCCCCCUCGCUUCCUCCUCCUUCGGGCCAUCCAGCCCACCUCCCCCUUCCCCCUCGCUUCCUCCUCCUUCGGGCCAUCCAGCCCACCUCCCCCUUCCCCCUCGCUUCCUCCUCCUUCGGGCCAUCCAGCCCACCUCCCCCUUCCCCCUCGCUUCCUCCUCCUUCGGGCCAUCCAGCCCACCUCCCCCUUCCCCCUCGCUUCCUCCUCCUUCGGGCCAUCCAGCCCACCUCCCCCUCCCCCCUCGCUUCCUCCUCCUUCGGGCCAUCCAGCCCACCUCCCCCUUCCCCCUCGCUUCCUCCUCCUUCGGGCCAUCCAGCCCACCUCCCCCUUCCCCCUCGCUUCCUCCUCCUUCGGGCCAUCCAGCCCACCUCCCCCUUCCCCCUCGCUUCCUCCUCCUUCGGGCCAUCCAGCCCACCUCCCCCUUCCCCCUCGCUUCCUCCUCCUUCGGGCCAUCCAGCCCACCUCCCCCUUCCCCCUCGCUUCCUCCUCCUUCGGGCCAUCCAGCCCACCUCCCCCUCCCCCCUCGCUUCCUCCUCCUUCGGGCCAUCCAGCCCACCUCCCCCUUCCCCCUCGCUUCCUCCUCCUUCGGGCCAUCCAGCCCCCCUCCCCCUUCCCCCUCGCUUCCUCCUCCUUCGGGCCAUCCAGCCCACCUCCCCCUUCCCCCUCGCUUCCUCCUCCUUCGGGCCAUCCAGCCCACCUCCCCCUUCCCCCUCGCUUCCUCCUCCUUCGGGCCAUCCAGCCCACCUCCCCCUUCCCCCUCGCUUCCUCCUCCUUCGGGCCAUCCAGCCCUCCUCCCCCUUCCCCCUCGCUUCCUCCUCCUUCGGGCCAUCCAGCCCCCCUCCCCCUUCCCCCUCGCCUCCUCCCCCUUCGGGCCAUCCAGCCCACCUCCCCCUUCCCCCUCGCUUCCUCCUCCUUCGGGCCAUCCAGCCCACCUCCCCCUUCCCCCUCGCUUCCUCCUCCUUCGGGCCAUCCAGCCCACCUCCCCCUUCCUCCUCGCUUCCUCCCCCUUCGGGCCAUCCAGCCCACCUCCCCCUUCCCCCUCGCUUCCUCCUCCUUCGGGCCAUCCAGCCCACCUCCCCCUUCCCCCUCGCCUCCUCCUCCUUCGGGCCAUCCAGCCCCCCUCCCCCUUCCCCCUCGCCUCCUCCCCCUUCGGGCCAUCCAGCCCACCUCCCCCUUCCCCCUCGCUUCCUCCUCCUUCGGGCCAUCCAGCCCACCUCCCCCUUCCCCCUCGCUUCCUCCUCCUUCGGGCCAUCCAGCCCACCUCCCCCUUCCCCCUCGCUUCCUCCUCCUUCGGGCCAUCCAGCCCACCUCCCCCUUCCCCCUCGCUUCCUCCUCCUUCGGGCCAUCCAGCCCACCUCCCCCUUCCCCCUCGCUUCCUCCUCCUUCGGGCCAUCCAGCCCACCUCCCCCUUCCCCCUCGCUUCCGCCGUUUCCCUUCCGCCGCAGCAGCCCUCCCGCUGCCGCCGCCGUUUCCCUUCCGCCGCAGCAGCCCUCCCGCUGCCGCCGCCGUUUCCCUUCCGCCGCAGCAGCCCUCCCGCUGCCGCCGCCGUUUCCCUUCCGCCGCAGCAGCCCUCCCGCUGCCGCCGCCGUUUCCCUUCCGCCGCAGCAGCCCUCCCGCUGCCGCCGCCGUUUCCCUUCCGCCGCAGCAGCCCUCCCGCUGCCGCCGCCGUUUCCCUUCCGCCGCAGCAGCCCUCCCGCUGCCGCCGCCGUUUCCCUUCCGCCGCAGCAGCCCUCCCGCUGCCGCCGACGUUUCCCUUCCGCCGCAGCAGCCCUCCCGCUGCCGCCGCCGUCCCCCUUCGCCGCCGCAGCCCUCCCGCUGCCGCCGCCGUCCCCCUUCGCCGCCGCAGCCCUCCCGCUGCCGCCGCCGUUCCCCCUUCGCCGCCGCAGCCCUCCCGCUGCCGCCGCCGUUCCCCCUUCGCCGCCGCAGCCCUCCCGCUGCCGCCGCCGUUCCCUCUUCGCCGCCGCAGCCCUCCCGCUGCCGCCGCCGUUCCCCCUUCGCCGCCGCAGCCCUCCCGCUGCCGCCGCCGUUCCCCCUUCGCCGCCGCAGCCCUCCCGCUGCCGCCGCCGUCUCCCUUCGCCGCCCCUCCCGUUGCCGCUCUGGCCUUUCCGUCUCCGCCGCCCUCGCCUCCUCUGCUGCGCCGCUCUCCCGUCGCCGUCUCCUCGCACCUUCGGCUGACUUGCGCCCUCACCUGCAGCUUCCGCUGCCGCACCCCCCUCCCCCCCUUCUCCCCCCCUCCUUCGGCCCCGGCUUCCUCAUUCCGGGGUUGUGCACCACUAUAACAUUCAUAUGCUACGGGGUUGUGUUAGAAUAUAUCCUAUGA
Closterium sp. Yama58-4 is the source of this 2682-nucleotide messenger RNA. The record is from the annotation of a GenBank genome assembly. NCBI's taxonomy places the organism in Eukaryota, Viridiplantae, Streptophyta, Zygnematophyceae, Desmidiales, Closteriaceae.